Molecule: messenger RNA, 1293 nt
Organism: Ostreococcus tauri
Lineage: Eukaryota; Viridiplantae; Chlorophyta; Mamiellophyceae; Mamiellales; Bathycoccaceae
Product: Cysteine peptidase, cysteine active site
Exons: 1
Coding region: 1-1293 (430 amino acids)
Cellular component (GO): lysosome
Molecular function (GO): cysteine-type endopeptidase activity
Source: RefSeq, a predicted model, not a curated record
AUGCCUCGCCGCGAUCGACGCUCGAGCGUCACGAGAUGGACGAUCGUCUGUUUACUCGUCUGUUCGCUCGCGUCCGUCCGCGUGCGCGCGCGAACGGCGCCGCUGGAGCGUAAUCGCCUGAGACUCGGUCGACCACGCGACGAGGCGACCGUUCGGGGUUCGAAGACGGACGGACGCGCGUCUGCGGCGUCGACGGCAGACCACGAGGGGCGGUUCGUCUCGGUGACGGAGCGCGCGCGCGUGGUGCGCGACGCACAUGCGAGCUCGAACGCAAACGCGCUCGCGAGGCACUUCGAGCGGUGGUGCUCCGAGCACGGUUUGGAGCGGUACCUGAGAGACACGGAAGAGUACGCGAAGAGAUUGGCGACGUUCGCGGAGAACGCGGCGUACGUCGUGGAGCACAACGCUCUCUACGCGAUCGGUGAGGUCUCGCACUGGGUCGGGCUGAACUCGCUCGCGGCAACGACGAGAGAGGAGUACAGAGCGCUGCUCGGAUACAAACCCGAGUUACGCUCGAGCGGAGACGCCGAGAUGCUCGAGGCGACUUCGACCGACAAAGUGGAGCAAUACAAGGCUUCUUGGGAAUAUGCAAGCGUUGAUCCCCCGGAAGCGAUCGAUUGGGUCGAACUCGGCGCGGUGACGCCGCCGAAGAAUCAAGGUCAGUGCGGCUCGUGCUGGGCCUUCUCAACCACAGGCGCCGUUGAGGGCAUCACGAAGAUUCGCACCGGAAGGCUCGUGUCGCUCUCCGAGCAAGAGAUGGUAUCGUGUUCGAAGCAAAACAUGGGAUGCAACGGCGGUUUGAUGGACUACGCGUUCAGGUGGAUCGUGAAGAACGGCGGCAUCGAUUCCGAGUUUCAGUACCCGUACUCCGCCGAGGCGCUCGCGUGCAACAGAUGGAAGCUCCAGCUUCACGUCGCCACCAUCGAUGGUUUCAAGGACGUCCCUCCAGGCGAUGAGAAAGAACUAGAAAAGGCGGUCUCGCAACAACCCGUAUCCAUCGCCAUCGAGGCGGACACAAAAUCGUUCCAGCUGUACGACGGCGGCGUGUACGAUUCAAAGGAGUGCGGCUCUCAAGUCGACCACGGCGUGCUCGUCGUCGGUUACGGUUUCGACGAUACGCACCAUAACGCCACCAAACACCACAAACGACACAGGCAUUUCUGGAAAGUCAAGAACUCCUGGGGCGGCACGUGGGGCGAGGGCGGAUUCAUCCGCAUGGCGCGACGAAUCAGCGAUGAAACUGGACAGUGCGGCAUCACUACGGCGCCGAGCUACCCAACGAAAAGCGCGUGA